AUGCAACAACUAUUCCAUGAAAAUUACGAGCACAAUCGGAAGGGUUAUAUACAAGACCUUCACAAUAGCAAAAUCCAUGCAGCCAUAACCCUUCAUCCCAACAAAAGGCCUGCCUAUCAGUACAGGCUGCAUAACUACAUGCUCAGCCGCAAGAUUUCUGAACUUCGCCACCGCACGAUCCAGCUCCACAGGGAGAGUGCGCUGAUGAGCAAGCUCAGUAACACUGAAGUGAGCAAAGAAGACCAGCAGCUGGGAGUGUUGCCUUCCUUCAACCACUUCCAGCCUCGGGAGAGAAAUGAAGUGAUAGAAUGGGAGUUCCUGACAGGGAAGCUCCUUUACUCAGCAGCUGAGAACCAGCCUCCUCGGCAGAGCAUCAACAGCAUUUUAAGAACAGCGCUGGACGACACCGUCCUACAGGUGAUGGAGAUGAUCAACGAGAAUGCCAAGAGCAGAGGGCGGCUCAUUGACUUCAAGGAAAUUCAGUAUGGCUACCGCAGGGUGACCCCCAUGCACGGGGUGGAGUACAUUCUGGAUUUGCUCCUCUUGUACAAAAGGCACAAGGGAAGGAAGCUGACGGUGCCCGUGCGGCGCCACGCCUAUCUCCAGCAGCCGUUCAGCAAGCCUUUCUUCAGAGAAGCUGAGGAGCUGGAUGUCAGCAGCCUUGUGGAGAGUAUUAACAGUGACACUCAGUCAUUCUCGUUCAUAUCUAACUCUUUAAAGAUCUUAUCUUCUUUUCAAGGUGCCAAAGAAAUGGGAGGGCACAAUGAAAAGAAAAUACACAUUCUUGUUCCUCUCAUUGGAAGGUAUGACAUUUUCUUGAGAUUCAUGGAGAACUUUGAAAAUACAUGUCUUAUUCCAAAGCAGAAUGUAAAGUUGGUCAUCAUCCUUUUCAGUAGGGAUUCUGGCCAAGAUUCCACCAAGCAUGUCGAGCUGAUAAAAGGAUACCAGGACAAGUACCGCAAAGCAGAAAUGACCCUGAUUCCUAUGGAGGGAGAGUUUUCGAGAGGUCUUGGUCUUGAAAUGGCAUCUUCUCAGUUUGACAAUGACACUUUGCUGCUAUUUUGUGAUGUUGACUUGAUCUUCAGAGGAGACUUUCUCCAACGAUGCAGAGACAACACAAUUCAGGGACAACAGGUGUACUACCCUAUCAUCUUCAGCCAGUAUGACCCAAAGGUAACCAAUGCAGGAGAUCCUCCCACUGAUGAUGACUUUGUGUUCUCCAAGAAGACUGGAUUUUGGAGAGACUAUGGAUAUGGAAUCACCUGUAUUUACAAAAGUGAUCUUCUGGGUGCAGGUGGAUUUGAUACCUCAAUACAAGGCUGGGGGCUGGAAGAUGUAGAUCUCUACAAUAAAGUUAUUCUAUCUGGCUUAAGGCCCUUCAGAAGUCAAGAAGUGGGAGUGGUGCAUAUUUUCCAUCCAGUUCAUUGUGAUCCUAACUUGGACCCUAAGCAGUAUAAGAUGUGCUUAGGAUCCAAGGCAAGUACUUUUGCCUCAACCGUGCAACUGGCUGAACUCUGGUUAGAAAAACAUUUGGGUGUCAGGUACAAUCGAACUCUCUCCUGACAGUCCAGGCAACACACAUUGCCUUUUUUUAAGGGGAGUUUACCUCAUUGUUGGUCGUUGUUAUUUUUAUUUUAUUAUUUUUAUUAUUAUUAUUAUUGUUAUAAUUUUAUUUUGUUGUCCUGGUCUUAAACUACUCUUGGUUGUCUUCCAAGGGAUGUUUGUUGACCUUAAGCAAGAAGAGUCUGCAAUUCACUGAUGUUUCAGAUUUCUACUGAAGGCAAUGUGUGUAUGACUUUUUUACAUCUUUAUUUUUGAGAUUGACUUAAAUCAUGGCAAUCAAAUGACUUUUGAAGCUCAUUCAUCACAAGAGACAGCUUAGAAGAAUGUUCUCUUGGGGGCUUAAAGAUGCAAUAUCAACUUUUAUUUUGUUUGUCAGAUUCAAUGUGAUACAAAUAUUUACUGGUGAAAGGUACCACAAAAGUGCUUUAUGCUUCCUAUGGGGAAGGGACUCUGUAACAUAAACUUGAGUUUUGUAAUUUAUACAAGGACUUAAAUAUAUAGACAAUAAUUUUCUUCAUCUUUAGGAUUUUUAAAGUAAAUGAACACCUAUGAUUGUAUGUUUAUUUUUUAAAAAAAUGUUUUAAAAAUCGAGGAGUUUUGUUCCACAAGCAACCGGUACUGGCUACCCUGGUCUCAUGACAAUUAUGAGCUCCUCACAAGUGUCUGCUAUAAAUGCGAAUGAACUUUAUUUUCUCAAGGAAAUAUGAUUUAAUUAAAUAUUCAUGUACAUUUUA
Molecule: messenger RNA, 2297 nt
Organism: Lemur catta (Ring-tailed lemur)
Lineage: Eukaryota; Metazoa; Chordata; Mammalia; Primates; Lemuridae
Product: chondroitin sulfate synthase 3
Exons: 1
Coding region: 1-1563 (520 amino acids)
Cellular component (GO): Golgi cisterna membrane
Molecular function (GO): glucuronosyl-N-acetylgalactosaminyl-proteoglycan 4-beta-N-acetylgalactosaminyltransferase activity
Source: RefSeq, a predicted model, not a curated record